Molecule: messenger RNA, 3262 nt
Organism: Vitrella brassicaformis
Lineage: Eukaryota; Vitrellaceae
Source: the annotation of a GenBank genome assembly
GCAUGAUGUCCCGGCGCGCCCCGUUGGCUGCCAGUGAUCUGACGUUUGGGCUGUACGGCGAGAAGAUCGCCCUCCCUCCCGGCUGGUUCCUCGUCCGCUUGCUCCACACGCCACGCGCCCGCCACGGCUACGGCUACAUGCUCUGUACGUGUGAUGGGACAGCCAUGCGACACGCAAACACACACAUGGUUGGUUGUCUGCGUGUGUCAGACAACAACUUCGAGGAAGCGAUGGAACAGCUCGAAAAGGAAAUGUAUGUGGCAGGCGUCGAUCUUUCGUCGCCAUGCCCAAACGUGUCCUCCUCUUUGUGUGUUGCUGUACGUUUGUGUGUCAGGGGUGAGCUGUCAGAGCAGCUCGAGCAGGUGCAAGAGAAUAUUCAGAGGUACGAGGAAGCCAAGCGGGCAGAGAAAGAGAUUGCCGAAGAGGGGGAAGAAGGAGAGCUCGAGGAGGGCGGUGAGGGAGGUGAAGGUGGGGAAGGCGGCGAGGAGGGCGCUAAGAAGCCGCCGCCGGCAGCCAAGAAGGAGACCGACGAGGGGCCGGAACCCCUCCUCUGGGAGGACACCGUAAGCAACACACAGUCCCUUCACCCCUCAUCUCACACACAAUCUACAGCUGCAUGCAUCCUAUACAGGAUGAAAAUCUGAUGGAUGAGGGGGAGUAUGACAUGGACGACCUCCUCGACGACCUGACUGACGAGGAGGGCCUGAGACACCGGCUGCGGCUGGUGCGGCGAGACAGACUGACUGAGGAGCUGGAAAAAAUGGCCGCACAGCUCGACAACCUGGAGCAAUACAAACCUAGGGGCAGGGAGAGGGAGGUACCAGAAGAAGAGGAGGAAGGUGAGGCAAGACAUUUGCUGCACACACUCCCCAGUGAGAGGAGACGUGUUGUGUGUGCACCAUGUGCAGCGUUUUCCGAGCCACCUGCCCCAACAUCUGCGCGUGACAAGACGAAAAAAGACAAGAAGACCAAAGGCGAAAGAAAGCCGGAGACACAGGGCAAGGAGAGUGAAGAGAAGAAGACGGGAAGCAAGAAACAAAAAGACAAAGAUGCGACUGAAGAGGAGGCCAAGAAGAAGGAGAUAAGAGAGGCCGAGAGGGAGAAGGCCAGCAGGAUCUUCUUCCGCUUCGACGGCAAGAAGGUCGCUUAUCUGCUGCCAGGGAACCCCAGGCGAGACCCGCUGUUUCGCAAGCCAACAAAGAAGCCCAAUGAAAAGAGCAAAGAGGCGAAAGAGAAGGCCGAAGAAGGGCAAGGAACCGAGAAAGGUCCAGAUCAACAUGCGCAGAAGGAGGGCAAAGGCACCGAGGAACAGACAAAGGAGCAGGAGCAGCCCGCUGCUGCUGAGGCUCAAGAUGCACACGAGAAGAAGCCGCCUCCGAAUCCAUACUACAUCGGCAAGCUCGUAAGCAUCCCAUUACCUCCAGCCAUUCAUCCACAGUCAUGGCAUGCAUGAGCCUUCCUCCCUCUGUGUGUGUGUGUCAGGUGGAGCAUUGUCGUGAUGAUUGGGCGUCCGAUCGGCGGCGUGUGCGCUAUGCCUUCUCUGAGGCGGACGCCUCGGCCUACAUGCGGCCUAUCAUUAACGAGGCGAAUGAGCUGCUGGAGAAGGAGCAGCAGUGGAUGGAACGGUACGAGCACGACAAAUGCCAGGCCGCACUCAACCCGCUGGUGGGUGCAGUGGGUGGGUGAGACACACACACAGGCAGACACAAAGAUGAGACAGACAGAGGCACGUGUGCGAGUCGAGUCAGGUGGGUGUGUAUGAGGUGAAGCGGGCACACCCAUCGUGGGCCGACAGGGGCCACACCGAUGUGGAGGGCGUCAUGCUCAUCCGGUAUGCGUGUGUGUAUGUCUUUACAUACAUACACACACACACACACACGCACGCACGCGCGCGCGCGCUCUAGCAGAGCUGUGUGUUUGUGUCAGUGAGUGGCUGGCUAACGGCACGUUGGGCCACGUGGUAUCCUCCCUCUGCGGCGAGCGGUGCGCCGCCGCAUUCAACGACACGCUGCUGCUCCACAACCUAAAGCAACUCAUAGAAACGUACACACAACAGACAGACAGACAGACAGACGGCCGACACAAAUGCAGCUUGGCGUGGUUCGAGCGAGAGGGGUUCAUCCACGGCAACAUCCGGCCGUCGAGCAUCGGCCUGGCGGACGAUGGCCACUUCAUGCUCCUGCAGGACCUCAUACCCACACGUAUGCUGACCUCUACACGCAACAACAGAGAGGGACACAAAGCGAACAAGCUCCUCCCAUAUGUGUGAGUGUGCAGGGGUGUUGAAGUGCUGGUUCUCUGAUGUGACGAUGCAGCUCACACGCCGGCCUGUAUGUGUCGCCCCGGAGGUCUAUCAGGUCAUACAUACAUCUUCCAACAGACAAACAAGCACGAGACACACACAUCUCGGCGGGUGUCCCUCUCUCAUUGUCGGCAGACCGUUGUGGUGGAUGGCAUCACCGAGCCGAGUGAGAUGCUGGCGAGGUUCAACCUACACAAGAAUGACGUCUUCUGCCUCGGACUGGUCUUCCUCCAACUGGCCGACAUGCGGGCGCCACUGUUCCGCGACGAGGCAAGCCAAGCCAACUCCAGACAUGAUAGACAGACGGGGGCUAAGGGUGAGAGACAGGGCAGUGCUGGAUGGACCAUGUGCGUGUGUGUGUGCGGAUGUGCAGACGUUGGGUGUGGGUCAGACUCUGCCUCUCGUCCAGUGGGAGAGGCGCGUGGCCAAGACGCUCGACAUGGUCGAGGAACGCCAUGACCAACGUGAGCAGAGAUGGCGGUGUGUGUGCAUAUAAUGUGUGUAUUUGUUGACGCAUCAGGUUUUGUAGGUCUUUUGCGUCGUUUGCUGGUAUGGGAUGGCGAAGAGAGGAUGACAUUCGCACAGAUUCACGACCAAAUGACGGUACACACACACAUACACACACACAUGCAAUUGUAUGUCCUUACUUAUUAAGUACAUACAAACCACUACUCAAAAACUACACGCACAAAAAGGCCAGCCACUUCUGUAUGUAUUCUUUCAGGGCCGCCCACCGCCCCUGCCACCCACAAAGGGCAAAAGGGCCGGCAAGAAGACCAAACAUACCACUAAGCCGACACCGCCCACACCAGAACACCACCACCACCAGCACCAGCACCAGCAGCAGCAGGGCGCCCCGACAAAGGACCAACAGCAGCUACGCAUCCGCCCAAAACGACCCAGAAAAGACGCCACACCCGAGGACGACUGCCGCAUCGAAUGAAUGAACGAACCCCCGAC